AUGGAUCACAAAGGCCUCUGGGAACCGGAGAUACCGGAAAAGAUGGAACGCUACAGGAUUAAGGAAGUAGGAGACAAUAUACGGGGAUGGGCACUCAUAUUCCACCACGAAAUGUUCGAUCCGAAACUUCGCCUCCCUCCUCGCCCUGGAGUGCAAAUUGAUGUGGAUAAUUUGAGACGCGUUUUCAAGAACCGAGGAUUCGUCGUGAAGGAAUACAAAGACUUCAGCUACGAAAGCAUGAAACAAGAACUAAGAAAAAUCGCUCAUUCACAAGAACUCACGGAUCAUGAUUGCCUCAUUCUGUGCUUCCUGUCUCAUGGGAAGGAAGGAGGAAUUCUCUACACCAACAAUAAGGAAUUCAACGAGGAGGAACUGUGGAGCUCGUUCUACGGGAGUGAAUGUAAAGCUCUACUUCAUAAACCAAAGCUCUUCUUUAUUCAGGCAUGCAGAGGGGGCAAUUUCGACAGUGGAGAAAAGGGGAACGUGAUAAGCAAUGACGGCAAGGGUGACACCCAUGAUGGCAUUGAGCAGAAAGAUUAUGAAUAUCACCUUCCCACCCAUGCCAAUAUUCUCAUUGCUCACGCCACUUACGAAGGCCAUGUUGCAUGGAAGAACGAGGAUUUGGGGUCCUAUUACAUCCAUACCUUGUGUCAAGUCUUCGAGAAGCAUUCUGAGACUCUUGACGUAAUGAGGAUGCUCACAAUGGUGGCAGGGGUCAUGGCUAAGAGUUUCCAGUCCAAAAAUCCUGACACAAAGUACCACGAAAAGAAGCAAAUGCCGACCAUACGAAGCACGCUAACCGGAGAACUUUGCCUGAAACCAAAAGCACAAGCGUAACAGAGUUUGAUUCCAACUGUUACAUAAUGAGCUACCCCAAUCGCAUCCGUUCUCGCAGAAUUCAAGUUACCUUGAUUCCAUUUUCGGUGACUGUUGAACAUUGUGG
Darwinula stevensoni is the source of this 943-nucleotide messenger RNA. The record is from the annotation of a GenBank genome assembly. NCBI's taxonomy places the organism in Eukaryota, Metazoa, Arthropoda, Ostracoda, Podocopida, Darwinulidae.